AAGCGUUUUAAGAAUUAUGUGGGCAACAGGAUCUCAGCCAUCCUUGAUUUGAUGCCACCAGACAAAUGUAAACACGUUAAUGGACUCCAGAAUCCUGCUGACUGUGCAUCCAGGGGCCUCUACCCCUCUGAAUUGCUAGAUCACCCUCUCUGGUGGAGCGGUCCUGACUGGCUCAAGCAAGACCAAACCAAUUGGCCAACACAAGUCGAACUUACUCCCAACAACCAUGAUGAUGAACGAACAGAGAUUUCAUUAGUGGUCAUACAAACAUUCCCCCAACCUGUGAUUCCAGUCAAUCGGUUUUCAAAACUCAACCAACUCAAGCGUGUCACCUGUUGGAUCAUUCGCUUUAUCAAAAAUAGCAGAUUCAAGGAUCAUUCCAAGAGAAUUCUUACACCUCUGACCAUGUCAGAGCUCCAAGAAGCAGAAAACUAGAUUAUCCAAGCGGCUCAUUUCAAGACAGAAAUUGAGCACAUACUCAGCAAGCAACCACUAUCUAAGUCGAAUUCACUCCUCAUACUGAACCCAAUUGUUGAUAAUUACAAUCUGCUACGUGUUGGUGGGCGAAGGCAAUUAUCUGCAACCCCAUACCACUCGAAACACCCUUUGAUUCUUCAUGCAAAACACAAAUUGACCCAUUUUAUCAUACACUUGGAACAUCUUCGACUGUUACACGCUGGUCCAACGCUCCUCAUUGCUUCUCUAAAUAGACGUUACCAUAUUGUUGGUGGAUCAAAGACUGUCCGAUCUAUUGUCAGAAAGUGUGUGGUCUGUAGGAAAUUAUCUGCCAAGCCUCAUCCAUAGAUGCUUGGCCAGUUGCCAAUUGAAAGAGUCACUCCUGGUUCAGUUUUUGAGAAGGUGGGUAUUGACUAUGCUGGCCCAGUAUCUAUAAAGUAUGGCCACGUGAGGAAACCAACCAUAGUCAAAGCAUACAUUUGUGUAUUUGUGUCUUUUUCAGUGAAAGCAGUACAUUUGGAACUAGUAACCGACCUAACUUCAGAUGCCUUCAUUGCCUGUCUUAGAAGGUUCAUAGCCAGACGUGAUUUGCCCAAUUUGAUAUGGAGCGACAAUGGAACCAAUUUUGUCGGAGCCUGCCGACAACUGCGAGAACUCAGUGAGUACCUCAAGACAAAGGCAGUACAAGAUUCCGUCUCUAAGUUUCUCACAUCACAGAACGUUGAAUCGAAAUUCAUACCGCAACACGCACCUCAUUUUGGAGGAUUGUGGGAGGCUGCUGUGAAGAGCACUAAAACACACUUGCGUAAGAUCCUCGGUGAAGUCAAGCUCACUUAUGAAGAAAUGUCCACCGUUCUAUCUCAGAUUGAAGCCUGUCUCAAUAGUAGACCUCUUGUGCCACUGAAUAAUGAAGAUGAUGGUAUUGAGGCACUUACACCUGGACACUUUCUCAUUGGCCGACCACUCAAAGCUCUCCCGGACGCAUCACUAAUUAUGACUCAAAAGAUGUCCCAACUGAAACGAUGGCACCUAUGCCAAUCAUUGUUAUGCCAUUUCUGGCAGAGAUGGUCCAGGGAAUAUCUAGUUCACAUGGGAAGAUUCCACAAGUGGAAACACCCCACCAGAAAUCUCCACAUUGGCGAUAUGGUCGUUAUCAAAGAAGAUUCCCCUCUACUCAACGAAUGGCCACUGGCUAGAGUGAUUGAAGUUCACCCCGGACACGAUGGUUUAGUUCGUGUGGCAACCAUCAAGACUUCAAAUGGUGUAUACAAACGCCCGAUUAACAAGCUCGCACUCCUACUAUCAAGUGAAGAACAACAACAUUGAAGAUGAACUUAUAUGCAAGGAAAUGUUUUGAAACUAUACUUUAAGACCAUUCGGUCUUGGCCGGCGGUAUGUUGGCAUGUGUACUGGCAUGAUUGUUCAUGAUUUAUCCUGUUCUAUCCUGUUUUAUCCUGAUGUACUAUUUAUCAUGUGUCAUACCAUACAUUUACGCUAUUGUGUAAUUCACAGUUUUUCUUUGUGGUUGUUUAUUCUCACAUUGAUCAUGCAUCCUUGUUUCUGGAUCAUUCUAGAAUUAUUCUCAUCACCCCCCUGGGACCUGACUCCUAUAAAUAGUUGUCCAUCCAUUACCUUUUUAGUUGUUGGUUUUUGAGUUGCUGUCUUUGUAUAGUUUGCUGGUACUAUUCCCUUAUUGUGAAUUUACUAGAUCUAUAUGAAGUAUAAAAAUGUUUAUUGGCAGUCAAUCUCAACAAUAGUAAUAGUCUAGUCUGUAUGGUUGCAAGAAGAAUCC
This is a messenger RNA of Halichondria panicea, 2248 nucleotides long. RefSeq lists its product as uncharacterized. Lineage: Eukaryota; Metazoa; Porifera; Demospongiae; Suberitida; Halichondriidae. The coding region runs from base 805 to 1782 and encodes 325 amino acids. The transcript has a single exon. The record is from RefSeq and is a predicted model, not a curated record. Gene Ontology annotation, biological process: DNA integration. Gene Ontology annotation, molecular function: nucleic acid binding.